This is a messenger RNA of Vombatus ursinus (common wombat), 2296 nucleotides long. RefSeq names its product abhydrolase domain containing 17B (gene ABHD17B). Gene Ontology annotation, cellular component: endosome membrane; plasma membrane. Gene Ontology annotation, biological process: protein depalmitoylation. The coding region runs from base 95 to 961 and encodes 288 amino acids. The transcript is spliced from 4 exons. NCBI's taxonomy places the organism in Eukaryota, Metazoa, Chordata, Mammalia, Diprotodontia, Vombatidae. The record is from RefSeq and is a predicted model, not a curated record. Gene Ontology annotation, molecular function: palmitoyl-(protein) hydrolase activity.
GGGGGGACGGACGUUCCCGGUUACUCGGGAGGGAGAGGCUCUCUCCGCCCUCGGUUCCUUCAGCCCAGCCCUUCGCGGAGGUGCAGAAUAGAAGAUGAAUAAUCUUUCAUUUGGUGAACUAUGUUGCCUCUUCUGCUGUCCACCCUGCCCAGGGAAAAUUGCUUCUAAAUUAGCAUUUUUACCACCUGACCCUACUUAUACUCUGAUGUGUGAUGAAAGUGGAAGUCGCUGGACCCUACAUCUUUCAGAAAGAGCAGACUGGCAGUACUCUUCUAGAGAAAAAGAUGCUAUUGAGUGUUUUAUGACUAGAACCAGUAAAGGUAACAGGAUUGCCUGUAUGUUUGUGCGUUGCUCGCCCAAUGCCAAAUAUACUUUACUCUUUUCACAUGGAAAUGCUGUUGACCUUGGUCAGAUGAGCAGUUUUUACAUAGGACUGGGUUCACGGAUUAAUUGCAAUAUAUUUUCAUAUGAUUAUUCUGGAUACGGAGCAAGUUCUGGGAAACCAACAGAGAAGAACCUUUAUGCAGACGUUGAUGCAGCUUGGUUGGCUCUUAGAACAAGGUAUGGUAUCCGCCCUGAAAAUGUGAUUAUAUAUGGCCAGAGUAUAGGAACAGUACCAUCUGUGGAUCUUGCUGCCCGUUACGAGAGUGCUGCUGUCAUUCUUCAUUCCCCUCUGACCUCAGGAAUGCGGGUAGCUUUUCCAGAUACUAAGAAGACUUACUGCUUUGAUGCAUUCCCAAACAUUGACAAAGUCUCUAAAAUAACCUCACCAGUGUUAAUAAUUCAUGGAACUGAAGAUGAAGUCAUUGACUUUUCACAUGGCCUCGCAUUAUUUGAACGCUGCCAAAGACCUGUGGAGCCUCUCUGGGUUGAAGGAGCAGGUCACAAUGAUGUGGAACUUUAUGGACAGUACCUUGAACGAUUGAAACAGUUUGUGUCACACGAACUAGUGAAUUUGUAAAUUACUUUGUAGAUUUGCACACUGUGUUUUGUUUUGAUGCUGAACUGGACACCUUGGUAAAUAACAUAAAACCUGAAGGUUUUGUUUGCAAAUCAUGUUAGUUGCCUUCAUAAAUGUACAGGUAUGAUUUGUUAACAGAAUUAAUGAAGGUUUUAACUACCAGUGUAAAACUGGAAAUAACAGUAUCAUGCAGUCAAGCUGUGUAAUUUAUAUAUUUUAUGUGAAUUUUUUUUAAAAAAGAAACAAAAACCACCAAGAUGAGUACUGUAUGAAAUUUUAAUUCUGUAAAAAAUCAAAUGCUGUAAAAAUAUUGCCAAAUGCUUUCACAUACCAGAAAUGAAUUUAUAAAUAUUUUUUAAAACAUCUCAAUGUAUUAACCCUUGUUGCACUAAUGUAAUAUUCUUUCAAAAAAUGUACAUCUAAAAAAGUGCAAAUAGUCGUGUUAAAAUAAAUUGUAGUAAAUACUAUGAGAACAUACUAGUUCUUAGAGUUGACCGAGACCCUGUUGUGCAGGGUUAAUGGUUAAAAGUUAUUUGUUUCCAUUUUUGUAUCCGUAUCCUAAUGGCUAAUCUUACAUUUUCUAUUUUUGUUCAUGACAGUGUUAGGCUUCAUUUUUGCCCCUUGUGUAUUAAUUUACCAACUGGUUACUUUAUAAAGGGAAAGUCACGGAUAACACUGAAUUUUAACUGGCUUUGAGUCACGAGAUCAGUACCAUGAGGCAACUGUUUAAAUUCUCAUAUUAGAAAUUUCGAAGAUGUUAGAAUAUCUAGAAUGAUUUUUUUAAACCUUUGAAUGAUUGUGUAGAAAUGCAGUACUCUUAAUAGUAUGGAAACCUGAAAGUUCAUUUAGUUUUGUUUUAUUCAGUAUCACAUGCAGAUUUGCUGCUGUGCCCCAUUCAGGUUUCCUUUGGCUGUUUUUGAAGUAUAGAACCUCUGGUUUUGGCUGCCAUCUGAGAAUAUUACUAACUUACUCCUUAGUAGAAGAGAAAGAAAAGAGAACAUUAACACUUUUGUAUUAACUAAUGUAGUUUAAAAAAAAAAUGCAGAAAAACAAAACUGUAAGUUGCCUUUUCCUUGGAUGAAUCUUGCCUGAAUAAAACUAUGAAAGAAAAGUACAAAUAAAAUUAAUGGUAUGUAGUCUAAUUUGUAAAUGAAUGAAUAUUGAAAUAAUACACACUGUGGUUAUAUUUUAAGGCCUUAUGUAGUUUUAAUUGUUCUGCUUGUUCUGUGGUUAUGUCUAAGAUUAUUGUAUAUGAUUCCCUUAAAAGUAUAUCAAGUAUUGUGAAUGCUUUGGUUUAGAUGUGUCAGAUUAACAGUAAAAUAGCAAAUAUCCCAA